AUGACACUUACAAGAUGGACAGGGCCUCCAAGAAUAAUUUAUGAAAACCUAAUAUAUAGUCUUAAAAUAGAAUGUGGCCCUAAAUACCCAGAAGCACCCCUCUUUGUAAGAUUUCUAACAAAAAUUAAUAUGAAUAAGGUUAAUAGUUAUAAUGGAGUGGUGGACCCAAGAGCCAAAUCGGUGUUAGCAAAAUGGCAGAAUUCACAUGGCAUUAAAGUUGUCCUGAAGGAGCUUCAGUGCCUAAUGAUCUAA
Pteronotus mesoamericanus is the source of this 252-nucleotide messenger RNA. Its product is annotated as ubiquitin-conjugating enzyme E2 variant 1-like. The record is from RefSeq and is a predicted model, not a curated record. The transcript has a single exon. The coding region runs from base 1 to 252 and encodes 83 amino acids. Lineage: Eukaryota; Metazoa; Chordata; Mammalia; Chiroptera; Mormoopidae.